Suillus bovinus is the source of this 1209-nucleotide messenger RNA. Its product is annotated as Cerato-platanin-domain-containing protein. Bases 233 to 952 code for a protein of 239 amino acids. The record is from RefSeq and is a predicted model, not a curated record. The transcript is spliced from 4 exons. NCBI's taxonomy places the organism in Eukaryota, Fungi, Basidiomycota, Agaricomycetes, Boletales, Suillaceae.
UUACCACCAAAAUCAAAGUCGCUAGUCUUUCGUUACACGGAGCAUACUGAGAGACUAGUCGACACACUUUUGCACCUCGGCGACUAGUGGCUUUCAAAUCAACGCGCGUACCCUCGACCGUUGUGAGGAUGAUCCGGUCAAGACAGAAAGUGUCCUUCCUUUUAAGAGUCAUCAUUUUGACAUUCGCUGUUAAUCUGCUUCUUGGCUAUGUCUUAGUGUCAUCGCCACCAUAAUGGCCCCUCUUGCGCACGGCUGUCGUAGCGCUGAGGGGAAUGAAAAUUCUACAUGUGGUCAUGUUAAUCAGAAGUCGGGAACCUGUUGCCGACACCCUGCCCAUAUGCCUCGAGUGGAGCCCGUUCUGGCGUCUAACCCUUUUCCUCGACGUAUAAAACGAGUAACAAUUCUUGACGUUCUACAUCCCAAGUUACUGCAUAAUAUUCUCAUCGAAUUGCUCUUUCACACAAUGAAAUUCACAAUUGCCAGUGCUCUCAUCUCUGUCAUUGCCCUCCCAGCGUUUGCAGUGCCCGCAUACCCAGCAAACAUCACAGCAAACGUCACAUUGCCAGCGAACGUCACAUACCCAGCGUAUGUCACAUACGAUCCUGUGUACAGGAACCCCAAUUCGUCCCUCGUUAACGUCGCGUGUUCUAAUGGCGCGAAUGGUCUUUUGACCAAGGGAUAUACCACCUUCGGCUCUAUCCCUUCAUUCCCCAACAUCGGAGGUGUUCCGGGUGCCACCUGGAACUCCUGGUUGUGCGGCACCUGUUGGAGCCUUCAAUACACGACGCCCGGCGGCAACCAAACCACCAUCUUCAUCACCGCCGUCGAUGCUGCUUACACAUUCAACAUCUCGCCGCAGGCGUUCAGUAACUUGACUAAUAGCACUAGCUUCGAGCCCGGCAAAGUUACUGCCAACGUUACUCAAGUCGCUACGAUCAACUGUGGCAUGUAGUGGUGACAUGCAAUUACGCUGGAGGAUUUUUGUGUGUGCUGGAACGGUUGAAAGUAUCGGGGCAAGAGGUUUUUGAGUCUUUAGUUCGUGGGCGGGUCGGCUUGUAUGUUGCGGCUUGUACAUUAAUAAUUGCUUGUACGUUGCGAUUCGUUAUUCAGAAGUGUGUACGAUACAAUAUUUUCGAGAAAGUAGUUCCUCGAUGAGCGAUUCAGUGUGUUAUAUGGUAAACUUCCUGGUUAGUAUCUACAGUGGUUCGG